CUACGCCACGUGAUCACUCUCUAUCAAAACCCUAACGUUAAAACCAAAAAAACCACCUUUCACCUUUCGCAACUCGCCUUCUUCUCUCUACCCGCAUAGUUUCCGUUUCUCUACGGCUGAAUAGCUAGGGGGAAAAAAGAAAGAAAGAUGGGAGGUGGAUUUAGGGUGCUUCAUCUUGUCAGACCAUUUCUGUCAUUUCUUCCUGAAGUUCAGAGUGCUGACAGAAAAAUUCCGUUUCGUGAGAAGGUCAUAUACACCGUGAUUGCUCUUUUUAUUUUCUUGGUGUGCAGUCAACUCCCAUUGUAUGGUAUUCAUUCGACAACCGGUGCGGAUCCUUUCUACUGGAUGCGUGUUAUUCUUGCAUCCAACCGUGGUACUGUCAUGGAGCUUGGUAUCACUCCAAUUGUGACAUCUGGGCUAGUAAUGCAACUGCUUGCUGGCUCAAAGAUCAUUGAAGUGGACAACAACGUCCGUGAAGAUCGUGCACUGUUAAACGGUGCGCAGAAGUUGCUAGGUAUCCUGAUAGCUGUUGGUGAAGCGGUGGCAUAUGUGCUCUCAGGGAUGUAUGGCAGUGUUGGCCAACUUGGGGUAGGAAAUGCCAUUCUUAUCAUUAUUCAGCUUUGUUUUGCUGGGAUCAUUGUGAUAUGUUUGGACGAGCUUCUUCAGAAAGGAUAUGGUUUAGGCUCUGGAAUUUCCCUUUUCAUAGCAACCAAUAUCUGUGAAAACAUUAUCUGGAAAGCAUUUAGUCCAACCACCAUCAAUAGUGGGCGUGGUGCUGAAUUUGAAGGAGCUGUCAUUGCUUUAUUCCAUCUGCUGAUAACCCGAACAGACAAAGUUCGUGCUCUCCGAGAGGCAUUUUACAGGCAGAAUCUUCCAAAUGUGACAAAUCUUCUCGCUACAGUCUUGAUCUUUCUCAUUGUCAUCUACUUCCAAGGGUUCCGUGUGGUUUUACCUGUGAGGUCAAAGAAUGCUCGUGGGCAGCAGGGUUCAUAUCCAAUCAAGCUGUUCUACACCUCUAACAUGCCCAUUAUUUUGCAGUCUGCUCUUGUAUCGAACCUGUACUUCAUCUCCCAGUUGUUGUACAGGAGGUACAGUGGAAACUUCCUUGUGAAUCUUUUGGGCAAAUGGAAGGAAUCUGAAUAUUCAGGUGGUCAGUUUGUCCCUGUCGGCGGCCUUGCGUAUUAUAUCACUGCACCCUCAAGCUUAGCUGAUAUGGCGGCAAAUCCUUUCCAUGCACUUUUCUAUUUUGUGUUUAUGUUGUCAGCAUGUGCUCUGUUCUCAAAAACUUGGAUUGAAGUAUCUGGAUCAUCUGCUAGAGAUGUAGCCAAGCAGCUCAAGGAACAACAAAUGGUUAUGCCUGGGCAUCGCGAGUCCAACUUACAGAAAGAGUUGAACCGUUACAUACCCACUGCUGCAGCUUUUGGAGGCAUUUGCAUUGGUGCACUGACAGUGUUGGCAGAUUUCAUGGGAGCUAUCGGCUCAGGAACAGGAAUACUACUCGCAGUUACAAUAAUUUAUCAGUACUUUGAGACCUUUGAGAAGGAAAAGGCCAGCGAACUUGGCUUCUUUGGUUUCUAAAUUAAGUGAUGGAUGGCGGAAGCAACGAGCUCCCCUGCAGUUUUGGUGCGCGCGGAGAAUGUAUAUAAGGUCCUUUUGACACCAAAAGUUUAAGUUAGAAGAUAUCAGGGUAGUUGGUUCAGAGUUAAAGAGUACUGACAUGCAUCACCUUGAAACUGAAUUUUUGUUCUUUUUUCCCACUCUCCCCCUUUACUGAGUCUCUCACGUAACCGUGGAUACCUCCUGGUCCUGUGAAUCUUGGGAUUUUUUUUACCAGUUAAAACUUGCCAUUGACCAUUGAAAGUAAUGUUCAGGGAUUUCUGGACUUGAUGAAAGCUUCAUCAACGUUCAUUUAUGCUU
Molecule: messenger RNA, 1917 nt
Organism: Populus nigra (black poplar)
Lineage: Eukaryota; Viridiplantae; Streptophyta; Magnoliopsida; Malpighiales; Salicaceae
Exons: 7
Coding region: 148-1578 (476 amino acids)
Biological process (GO): SRP-dependent cotranslational protein targeting to membrane, translocation; post-translational protein targeting to membrane, translocation
Cellular component (GO): Sec61 translocon complex; membrane
Molecular function (GO): transmembrane protein transporter activity; signal sequence receptor activity; ribosome binding
Source: RefSeq, a predicted model, not a curated record